This is a messenger RNA of Fraxinus pennsylvanica, 1884 nucleotides long. The record is from the annotation of a GenBank genome assembly. Lineage: Eukaryota; Viridiplantae; Streptophyta; Magnoliopsida; Lamiales; Oleaceae.
AUGGCAGGUCCAAUCCCACCACAGAACUGGAAAAUAUCGAAACUCUAUUCAAUCACUGCUGUAUUCUUCCUUUCCUACUUCUCCUAUCUUCUUGGCGUUUGGCAACACGACGGCGCCGCCACCUCUGGUCUUGGUGCAACCAUAACUUGUAUCUUGCCCCGAAACACCACAAACCCACAAUUAUCAACAAGAACCCCACUAGACUUCACCUCCCACCACUCAGCCGACGAAAGAGGCGCCACAACUUUCCCCGACGAAACCCUCAAGAAAUACCCACCUUGUUCUAUAAAAUACAGCGAAUACACCCCAUGUGAGGACCCCAAAAGGUCCUUGAAAUUCAGCAGGGAAAGAUUGAUAUACAGGGAAAGGCAUUGCCCGGAGAAGAAUAAAGUGUUGAAAUGUAGGAUUCCAGCGCCGUACGGUUACAAGAAUCCGUUCAAAUGGCCAGUGAGCAGGGAUCUUGUCUGGUACGCCAAUGUGCCACAUAAAGAAUUAACGGUCGAAAAAGCGGUGCAGAAUUGGAUUCGAUACGAGGAUGACCGGUUCAGAUUUCCCGGUGGUGGGACCAUGUUCCCUCAUGGCGCUGAUGCUUAUAUUGAUGAUAUCGGAAAGUUGAUUAAUCUGAAAAAUGGGUCUAUCAGGACCGCCAUUGAUACUGGCUGUGGGGUCGCAAGCUGGGGAGCUUAUCUUUUGUCACGUAAUAUUCUUCCAAUGUCGUUUGCACCAAGGGAUACCCAUGAAGCACAGGUGCAAUUUGCUUUGGAACGAGGAGUUCCGGCUUUGAUCGGCAUUAUGGCCUCCAAGAGGCUUCCAUACCCUUCUAGAGCUUUCGACAUGGCUCAUUGUUCGCGUUGCCUCAUUCCGUGGGGUCAAUAUGAUGGUCUGUAUUUGAUUGAAGUUGAUAGAAUUUUGAGGCCGGGUGGAUACUGGAUUCUCUCUGGUCCGCCAAUCCAAUGGAGGAAACACUGGAAAGGGUGGCGGAGAUCGAGGGAGGAUUUGAAUGCAGAACAAAUGCAGAUUGAGAAUGUAACAAAGAGCCUGUGCUGGAAAAAGUUGGUUGAGAAGGAUGACCUUGCUAUAUGGCAAAAACCAACCAAUCAUUUGCAUUGCAAAAAAGUGCAGAAGAAUUAUCUGCCGUUGUGCCCUGCCCAAGAUCCCGACAAGGCUUGGUACACAAAUUUGGAAACCUGUUUGACUCCCUUGCCUAACGUUUCUAACAAUCAAGAGGUUGCCGGUGGGGAACUGAAAAAAUGGCCAUGGAGAUUAAACGCGAUGCCGCCUAGGAUUAGUUUGGGGACUAUAAGUGGAGUCACUGCUGAAACUUUUCGGCAAGAUUCAAAACUAUGGAAGAGGAGACUGUCCUACUAUAAGACCAUUAAUAACCAACUUGAACAAGUGGGAAGGUAUCGGAAUCUCCUGGAUAUGAAUGCAUUCCUUGGUGGAUUUGCUGCAAGUUUGAUUAAAGACCCUGUUUGGGUCAUGAAUAUAGUCCCUGUUGAGGCUAAGAUCAACACGCUUGGGGUUAUCUAUGAACGAGGAUUGAUCGGAACAUACCAGAGCUGGUGUGAAGCAAUGUCUACGUACCCUAGAACGUACGAUCUAAUUCACGCUGAUUCAGUAUUCACUCUGUACAAGGAUAGAUGUGAAAUGGAAGAUAUUUUGUUAGAAAUGGAUAGGAUUUUACGACCGGAGGGAAGUUUGAUUAUCCGAGACGAUGUAGAUAUGUUGGUGAAAGUGAAGAGGAUUGCAGAAGUACUUAACUGGGAUAGCCAGAUUGUAGACCAUGAAAAUGGACCAUUAGAGAGGGAAAAGCUUCUGUUUGCAGUGAAAUUGUAUUGGACAACUCCAGCUUCUGCUAAUCAACAAGGAUCCAAAACUUCAUAG